AUGCCAGGUCGCAGACCCUACCGUCAAGUCAUCGACGGUGUGCCGAGGUGCCCCCUGGUCGUUCCAGCAGUAUUUCGUAAAAGCCUCUCUUUCUGCGCUGCCAAGGGUGACGUCGUGGAGUGCACGUAUCCCAAAAGUGGGUCCCAUUGGGUUGAGUACAUAACGCAGUUAAUCAUCAACGGUGGAAAGCCGAUCGGCUCUUGCGAUGAGUUCACCCGCAACUUCCGGAUAAUCGGGUAUGUGGAUACUGAUGGCUGGGAGUCGCCUCUACCCGUGCGACUGUUCAUGACGCACCAUCCACUCAGCCCAGAGACGAUGAACCAGGAGGCCAAGUACAUCUACAUCGCUCGAAACCCAUGGGAUGUCUGCGUCUCGCAGUUUCGCAUGUCCACAGAUCUCAGCAGCUACAAGUUCGAGGACGGCACAUUCGAAGAGUUCUUCGAACCCUUCAUCGAGGGAGACUUGGGCUUUGGGAGCUACUUUGAUCAUGUGGCGUCAGCGUACGCGAUGAGGGACCAACCGAACUUGUUCUUCGUCACUUACGAAGAGCUAAAGAAAGAUACUAGAGGCACAGUUUUGAGAUUGGCUAGCUUUCUCGGCGACAAAUACGAGAGGGCUCUGCUGGAAAACUCGCAAAUGCUACAAAAUAUCGUUCAGUGGUCCGAACCAGAACACACAAGGAAAGUCAUCGUGUUUAAUCUCAGAGAAAACGAGACACCUGAAUGGAACGAUUUCAUUGUUAAGCUUAAUACGACGAGCAAGGAAGGCUACAGUGGAGACAAAACAAAGUAUGCGUUGGUAAAAGAAGCCAAAGUCGGAAGCUGGAAAGAAUACUUCACGCCUGACUUGCUUGCCCGUUUGGAGAAGAAAAUACGGGAAGAAGAGUACAAGGCACCUUUUAUGGAGGUUUGGGAAGACAUUCGAAAGGAAGCGAUCAUGUUAUACCGUGGAUCUUCGGAGUACCAGGACUUCUCCGUAGCUUAG
Molecule: messenger RNA, 984 nt
Organism: Dermacentor andersoni
Lineage: Eukaryota; Metazoa; Arthropoda; Arachnida; Ixodida; Ixodidae
Product: sulfotransferase 2A8-like
Molecular function (GO): sulfotransferase activity
Source: RefSeq, a predicted model, not a curated record